Messenger RNA from Fusarium fujikuroi IMI 58289, 1221 nucleotides. RefSeq lists its product as uncharacterized. NCBI's taxonomy places the organism in Eukaryota, Fungi, Ascomycota, Sordariomycetes, Hypocreales, Nectriaceae. The transcript has a single exon. The coding region runs from base 1 to 1221 and encodes 406 amino acids. The record is from RefSeq and is a predicted model, not a curated record.
AUGGAGUCAUCCGGAACUUCAAGAUCAUGGUUCGAAGCGGAGAUACAGAGACAGAGAAAUGUCAUUUUUGAGGCCAUCGUCGUCCCAUUAUGCAACAACGACACCAUCCAGAAGACCCCUUUACAUCCUGAACACGAUCUCCAGUAUAUACAUUCGUAUCGCUGCAGUAUCGUGAAUACAAAGGGCCCAAUCCCGGUAUUCAUUGCCCCAAACUCCGGUUUAAUCGACCCACUCAAUGGCAUCUUCCAGUCUAGUGGUGUACCGUCACAGCUAGCAGACUGGGAAGUUGACAUCAAGCACAAGGAAUAUCCCAAUUUCUAUACACCCACAGAUCUCAAGCCAAACAGAUCAUCCGUGAAAGAAAAUUGGAGGCGCUAUGAUGAAGCCAUCAAACACUGGAUUGCAUUUGGGCACAAGUUGGACGACGAAUCCAGGAAGGUUUGGCUUGAGAACGCAGGUGACCUUAGCACCACAACUACAACUACCAAGAUCACCAGCCACAAGUUCUAUCGAAAUGGAAAAACAUGGGCUGAUUUGACAUUCCUGAAGAUUAUCUUUGGCCUUGAUCAUGUCUCGAGUGGAGCGGCCACUGCCAAGUUCCAGAAACUCUUCCCAGCUUCCGAUAUUACAGCAUGGGACUUCAACCUGGAUGGGCCUGCAAAUGGUGCACAAUUCAGCCACAACGUCAAAUUAGAGCUGGUUCCGGACUCUCUUACGCCUAAAAAGGAUAUUCGUCUUCGAACUUUAGACCCAUCCCAGCCUGCAAAGGAUCUUCCCGAUCCUUCUCUGUCUGCAGCUAUCAGCCCUGGCAACAAUUUGCCAACACCAACAUCCAUUGGGUCCAAGGAUCGAAAGGGGGACUCAGGUUCUCCAGGGCUGAAAAGACUAAUAUUAGAACACGAUGACACCAAAAAGAAACGACUCGAGAAACUUGCGAUGGAGUUGGACGCCCGGGAGAAGACACUGGAUGCCUGGGAAAGGGAGUUGAAUGCUCGAGAGAAGGAUUUGGAUGGGCGGCAAAUCAGUUUGGGAAAUCUCCAACAGCGACUGAACGUACAUGAAGAGGAUAUAAGCAAGCGCGAACGGGAAAUGACACACAAAGAAGGGUCCAUACGCAGGCUCAGAUUCGUCCACUACCCAGAAUCGGAGCCGGACCAAAGACUUGCUGGCGACAGAGAGAUACCGGAGAGACAUUAUUUGGACUAUUGUGACGGAAUUUAG